AGUCCUUGGAUUCUCUGUUUCCUUCACUUUCCCGGAAAAUUUUUACUGCUUCCUACCCCACUUCUCUACUACUUUUACAAGAGAAAAUCCCACUUUCCUAUUCUUAAUCAAUUUCUAAGAAGACAGGGAAAACUCGCUAUUCAUAUCUUGAUUCCAGGAAAACCCAUUUUGGAUUCUUUCUUGCCCCUCUUUCAUUGAUUUCUUGAAUCCCAGAAAACCCCUGUACUUCUUUGAGAUUUGAGAUUCUUCAAUGGCGUCAAGGGAGGUUUCUACAAUGAUAAAGCAAGGGUUUAUCUCAGACCCAACAAUCUCUCUUUCCUUUUCUCCGUCAAGAACCCCACCUCAGUCAACAACAAUAACAAUACCCAGAGUUUAUUCUCCUUCCUCUUCUCCUCCUCCUGAUUCAGCUCGUCCUAAUUGUAACCCUACCCUCUUCGAGAUGAUGUCCGAGGAGCAUAUUCGUGACUCCAAAAACAUGGAAGAAACUCGCAAGAAAACCCAGACCCAGGUGGCCAAAUUUCUCACUGAGCUUAAAAAUACUAGCUUUACCAACUGUGAGCUCGGAUCAGGUGAUGUGAAGCUGACGGUGGUGUCUAGAGAUGGGUUUAGAGUGUCAAUGGAUGUUCAUAGGAGGGUUUUAGCAGAGAAGAGCAGGUUCUUUGCGGAGAAAUUGAGCCGGAGAAAAGAGAAAGGGGUGUCUCAUACAGUGGAGAUCAGCGAGUGUGAUGAUGUGGAGGUGUAUGUGGAGACUGUUGUUUUGAUGUAUUGCGAUGAUCUAAAGAGGAGGUUGAUUGGUGAGGAUGUCAACAAAGUCUUGGCUUUGCUCAAGGUUUGUGCAGCCAUUAUGUUUGAUGUGGGAAUUAUGUCAUGCUUGGAGUAUCUUGAAGCUGUCCCAUGGUCUGAGGAUGAAGAAGAGAAAAUCAUAUCUCAUCUCACUGAACUUGAUCUUCAUGAUUCGGCAACUGAAGUCCUGCAGAGAGUAUCAUCUGAACCAUCUACAUCUGCAAGAGCAGAUGAUAUCUUCUUGAAACUGCUUGGUGGGGUUCUACAAGCCAAAGAUGACAAAGCACGUAGAGAAAUGAAAGCUCUAAUUUCGCGGCUACUUAGAGAAGAUUCCCCUGAUAAUGAAAAUAGGCUCGAUGUCUCCAGAAAUAUUCUUUAUCAUCUCUGUCAUAGAUGUAUAAGUUCUCUUGUACUCUCACUUUCAGAAGCUUCUGGCAAAGAUGAUAACAGGAGAGAUAGAGGGGCUUUGAUGGCUGACAUUGCUCGAGAAGCUGACAACUUGCAGUGGAUUGUUGAUAUUCUCAUUGACAAAAGAAUGGCAGAUGAAUUUGUGAAAUUAUGGGCAGAUCAGAAAGAACUCGCUGUUCUCCAUUCAAAGAUUCCCACCAUGUACCGGCAUGAAAUCAGCAGAAUCACUGCCCAACUGUGUAUUGCAGUUGGGAGAGGGCAGAUAUUGGUACCGAAAGAUACCCGGUUUUCACUGCUAUCCACGUGGUUGGAGGCACUUUAUGAUGACUUUGGAUGGAUGAGAAGGGCCUCUAGAUCCAUAGAUAAGAAGUUGAUAGAGGAUGGACUGAGUCAGACAGUUCUUACCCUGCCAUUGAGGCAACAACAGUUGAUUUUGCUCAAUUGGUUUGAUAGAUUUCUGAAUAAAGGAGAUGACUGCCCCAACAUCCAAAGAGCAUUUGAAGUUUGGUGGAGAAGAACUUUCAUCCGGCAAUAUGCAGCUGUGCAUGAUAGUUCUCAGUUGCAAUUGGCCCUCUGUGGUUAUCCAAACUGAAAGGUAUGUGGGAAGACAUAAUCACAAUGUAUAUGUUAUAAAUGUGGCUCGACAUUCUUUUCCUUAGCUCAUCAAUUCAUAACUUUUUGUUUUCCUAUGAUGCUGGUGCUUGGUGGAUUCUUUUUCACCGUUGAGAAUCUUUGUGAUGUACAAUGUAGAAAUAAGUGGAUUCAUAACCAAUGGAAACAAUUAACUUCCAUUGGUUUUUUAUGAUGUUCUUGUGUACUGGGCACAUGGUAGUUCCAUGGUCGCAGAUGGUGACCUUGUAAGAAUACAAUUCAUAUGCAAGGAAUUAAGUAUUGAUUUCAGG
This is a messenger RNA of Rubroshorea leprosula, 2093 nucleotides long. The record is from the annotation of a GenBank genome assembly. NCBI's taxonomy places the organism in Eukaryota, Viridiplantae, Streptophyta, Magnoliopsida, Malvales, Dipterocarpaceae.